UGAAGUCCCAAAUUUAACAAUGGUAAAAAAAUCAUGCAAAUGCAUGUCCAAAUAUUGAAAAAUGAAAAGGAAGAACGAUAAUCCAAACAGCAAGAAAGAAGCUGUUAAGGCUUAAAAAGAAAUAUUUAAAAAAAAAAAAAAAUCAAAAAGCCAGAAGCCAACCGCCUAAUAGGCUCCACCAUUGAAGUGUUGAGAAGUAGCCGGAGGAGGAGAGAAGAAGAAGAGAUGUCAUUGUCCUCUCAUUUUUCCUCUCUCUAAAAGGCUCUCUCUCUAACCCCUGGGCCCCUUUUGUGGGUCACCACUUUCCCCUUACCCCACCAACCCCACCCCAUCACCAUCGUCAUCAUCAUCUCCCAAAAGCCAACCUAGCCCCACUCCCUCUCUCUCUCUCUCGAUCCUUCCUUUCUUCCUCCUUCUGCAGUUCUCUUUGUUUGUGUUCCUGCAGAAACCAUAAAGAAAAGCGAAGAACACUCAGGAAAGAGAGAUACCAUCGAGAAAGAAAACCAAGAGGAGGAAACAGCAAAGUGAUGGCAAUGUCUUUCCUUGCAGGCUCAGAAAAGUCUCAUUCUCAGGGCAAGAAACCAGAAUAUGGAGUUCUGUUAUUUGUCCAUUUUGCUUUGUUUUUUCUGAACAAUCAUCUCCAACCUAAAUAAAAUCUUUGGUUUCUUUCUCUCGUUUCUCUUCUCUCAGCAAAAAAGGAGAAGAGAGAGACAGGGAGAUCAUAAUCAACUUAGCUUUUAAUCCUUUUUUUUUUUUUGCUGAUUUUUGUCUCUGUCUCUCACCAAGCGUAGAACAUAUCAAAAACCCAGCAACCAGAAUCCUUGUUUCUGUUGUAGAAGUGUCUGUUGGCACAGAGAGAGAGACAGGGGGUAGGGGGAGAGACCAUAUCUCACUAUACGUACAUAAAUAAACCAAUCAGUCUUUCUGUUUGGCAAUUUUUCAAAAACUUUUUAAGUUUUGCGAUGAUGAUGUCUGCCAGCAAUGGUGGUAGCGAAGGAGGUGGUGGUGGUGGUGAUGAUGAUGUUGCUGCUGCUGCCGCCACUAAUCAGGGUGCAGGCAGGGAUAUGCAUGCCAAUGUUCAUCAUGGUGGAAGUGGUAAAGGUGGCAAUGGCAAUGGUGAUGGAAAUGGUGAGACCCAUUUGAAGAGGGGCCCAUGGACGGCGGAGGAGGACGCGAUACUCGCGGAGUACGUGAGGAAACACGGUGAAGGAAAUUGGAAUGCAGUGCAGAAACAUUCUGGAUUGUCUCGCUGUGGCAAGAGUUGCAGGCUCCGCUGGGCCAACCACCUGCGGCCCAAUCUUAAGAAAGGUGCCUUCUCGCUUGAAGAGGAGAGACUCAUUGCUGGGUUUCACGCUAAGUGGGGCAACAAAUGGGCUCGUAUGGCUAGUCUGCUCCCUGGAAGAACAGACAAUGAAAUCAAGAACUACUGGAACACGAGAGUGAAGAGACAUCAGCGCCGUGGAAUCCCUCUUUAUCCUCCUGAUAUUCAACCACAACACCCAUCAAGCCCACAUUUCCACCACCACAGGUCCUCCUCUUCAUGCAUCACUCCGACCACCCCAACCUCCUCUUUCACUUUCCCGACGCCUCACCCGCUGGCUCCAACGUCUGCUACUCCUCCCCAUCUCUCCCUUACCACCCCUUCUACUAGUUUUCCUACUCUUCCGCUUUUUGACUUCUCUCAACCCCCCCACCACCACCAUACAUCCCACUCUACACCCACCACACCAACCUCUUCGUUUUCUUUCCACACCCAACUUCCCUCACCAUCACAUGCACACAUUCAAAAUGCUGCAUCUUCUGUAUCUCCUCUAUCGUCUCCCUCCACCAAUGCAUCGACUAAUUUUCCUACUCUGCCGCUUUUUGACUUCUCUAUACCGAGAACCCUUCCAGUCCUUCAGACACCUAUGCGCUUCAAACGCUUCUCCUCCUCCCCUAACAUGGCCACCGUCACCACCACCAACAGUAUUAGUCCUGAUUCUCACUUCUCGCUGCCCUUAUCACCAUUGCCCCCUAAUUCAACAUCCAACAUGCCUCCUCUGAGUCACCAGAUGCAUUCCUGCUUUGGUAGCUUAGUAACCAGCAACAGCAGCAGCGAGUUCUAUGAUGGACUGCAGGAGGAGAAUCAGGAUAUGUGUUCGCUUUUGGCUGGUGUGACACAGCCGGAGCUCCCUUCAAACCAAUAUUUUUUAAAAACAAACCAGAAUAGGAAUUUGGGGAUUGGUGUAACUACUCCCAUUAGUAAGUUUGGUAGAAGAGCGAGUAAGAAGAAAAUUAGUAAUUCUAUUAAAGACAAUUUUAAUGGCAACCUGGGGUUGACAUUGGAGGAUCUUUUGCAAGAAUUUGGACAGAGUUCCACAGAGGACAGCAGUUUGGUUUUGCAGGAACAGAAGCCUAAGCUGCUCAGUUCUGAUGGAUUUGGCUUACAUUGUGAUCAAUCCAGUCCUCUUGCUUUGUCUUCAGGAUUGGAACCGAAGGAUGACGUUGCAGGCCAAUUCAACGCCAUGCCUGACGACUUCAGCAAGGUUUUUGAGACCAUCCCUUCUCCAGUACAGGCUGAGUUGUAUAAUGAUAGUGCAGAUAUCUCAAAUGGGCCAUCUUCAGAUGUAACAGAUGAUAAUAUUGGGUUUGAGAUGCAGCACAUAGCUUCACUGUUUCCCCCAGCAGACAAUGGCAGGAGUACUUUCGGGUCUUGCUCUUGGGAUAAUUUGCCAGGGAUUUGCUGAGAGUGUGUGAGUUCAGAUUGCAUGCAACUUUGAGAGAGGCAGGAAAACACCAAGGCUUUUGGGUUAAUGGUGUAUUGUCUAUUUUUUUUUCGUAUCAAACUUGAAUGGGGUUUGGUUUGUUCUAGCAAAUGAUGCUUUCUAGUAUCUCUCUUUAGCUUCAAAAGAUGAUGUGUCUUAACUAUGAACGUACAUCACCAUACCCAUCCUUAAAAAUAAUACCAUUACCGAACAUAAUUGUUCGUGUGUCUUUCAUUGUUAAAUGAAAUCUUCUGUUUUGC
This is a messenger RNA of Manihot esculenta (cassava), 3004 nucleotides long. RefSeq names its product transcription factor MYB120. The coding region runs from base 963 to 2726 and encodes 587 amino acids. The record is from RefSeq and is a predicted model, not a curated record. Lineage: Eukaryota; Viridiplantae; Streptophyta; Magnoliopsida; Malpighiales; Euphorbiaceae. The transcript has 3 exons.